AUGCCGAAGCGCUCGUCGCAGACGACGAAAUCCAAGAACCCGCUGGCGGACUUGGGCGACUUCGACUUCCACGCGCUCUGGGACGACAUCAACGGCGGCGGCGCGUCCAAGGAGCCGGCGGCGCCGGCCAAGGCGGCGCCGGCCAAGGCGGCGCCGGCCAAGGCGGCGCCGGCCAAGGCGAAGCGCGCGAGCCUGGGCAUCAACUCGUCGCUGCGGACCCUCUUCGGCGGCUCCGCGGACAAGGGUCCGGCGGCGGCGCCGGAUCCGCCGCCGUCGGCGCGCGGCGACCCGGGCGCGCGGACCGCGGCCGAGCCCGCGGCGCGCGCCGCGGCCGACCGGCGGCCGUCGCUGGGCGUGUCGAGCUCCGUGCGGAAGCUCUUCGGCGCCCGGGAGAAGGCGCCCGACGCCGCGCCGCGGCGCGGCAGCCUGUCGUCGUCGAUGAAGAACCUCUUCGAGAAGCGGCCGUCGGCGGCCGACGGCCGGCCCGCGCUGAAGCGCCGCGGCUCGUCCAUGCGGCGCCGGUCGUCCAUGUCGGCGCUGCUGGGCACGGACACGCUCCACCACAAGUCCCAAAAGGCCGGCCACCUGAGCGCGAACCUCAUCGGCGA
Molecule: messenger RNA, 608 nt
Organism: Aureococcus anophagefferens
Lineage: Eukaryota; Pelagophyceae; Pelagomonadales; Pelagomonadaceae
Exons: 1
Source: RefSeq, a predicted model, not a curated record